AUGUGGCCGGGGCCCGCGCUGAUGCUCCUGGGCCUGGGCCUGGGCCUGGGUCGCCCCCCGCGGUCGCCGGGCAUCCAGGACAGCAGCGACUGGGUCGGGUCCCCACGCCGCGCCCGGCCCGCGCCGCCCAGCAGGUCUCCCCCGAGCGCAGACGCGGGCAUCCUCCCGAAAGCCAGCGACUCCUCAGAGCGCGGAGCCGCCGCUCCCGAGGCCUACCAGUUCAGCUGCACCAUGGAGCCCGUGAGGAUCCACAGGAACGACCAGCACGCUCCGGUGGUCCUGAGCAGGAAGGAGGAGGUCACCCUCAACGCCACCGCGAACUGGAACUGCCCCCUGGCCAAGCACAUCCACUGGCUCUGGCAGUUCUACACCGUGCCCUCUGUGAACGAUACCCCCGACUGGGCCCGGCCUGUGAGCCUGCCGAAUGUGCGGCGAGGCGAUAUUUCCACCGUCCUCCACAUCCCCAGAUUCGCCCUGCCUUACGGGGUGUACGUGUUUAAUUUCUCUCUGGUCAUCACCAGAUGGAACCCCAUUCUGCCCCGGCUAAUAGAUUCAGACAUCAUCUACAUCUGGGUCACCAAACGUCCUCUGCAGGCCGUCCUUCCUGGAGCUGCCAACGUGACAGUGAAUUUCUCCGACGAGUUGAUUUUGAACGGAAGUAUGUCCUCUGACCCUGAGGCAGACGACCCCACCGAAGGACUCCAUUUCUCUUGGCACUGUACCACGAAUCCCGGAAACUACCGUGGAGAGCAUGUAGCAGUGACCAACCAGGAAGUCUGCCACCCAGAACAGGUUACACUGGACUGGCCAUGGGCUGUGGGCCCCGUGUUAACGCUGCCCCCAGAAACACUUAAAGGGGAUGGUGUGUAUUAUUUCAGAUUGGUGGUGCAAAAGUGGAACAGAACCGCAUUUUCCGAUAAAACCAUACAUGUGCUCAGAGAACCAACCCCCAGGGCACACAUUGCAUGUAUCGAAAACUGUGACCCCCUGUUAGUCAUGUCAGAUAGAUUCUCACUGUUUCUGAAUUGCACUGCCUGUACCAGACGAGAUUUCUAUAACUGGUCCAUUUUGUCUCCCUCGGGUCAUGAGGUGAUGUUUGACUGGGCAGGGCAGAGUGUCACCAGGAGGAACAGGGCAUAUUUGUCUAUAAAAGCCUUUGCCUUCAGGAACUUUUUGGAAGCUAGGUUUUGGGUUUCUCUACAUCUAAUAACUUGGGGUGGUGUGACCUUGGAUUUGCGAUAUCCCUUCAUCAUUAACCAUGGCCCUCAAAUCGGUAAAUGCAAAGUCAAUCCAGAAAGAGGGAUUUCUAUGAUUACUAAAUUUGUUGUUGAGUGUAGUAAUUUUCAGGAUAAGCACACUCCUCUUCAAUAUAAAAUAAUCGUAGCUGAGUUGGAGAGUGUUGGUGAAAUCAGCUCAGUGGAGGAGAACACCCUGGGGAGCAUCCUGUAUUUGGGGACAAGGGCCACAACACCACCGUCUUUUCUCCCUGUUGGUGUGGCAGCAGAUAACUACAGUCUGAAGAUAUAUGCUCAGGUCUAUGACUCCCGAGGGACCUUUUCCCAGGUGACUUUGCACGCCAUGGUACAGGCGCCUACUCAAAGAAACUCGUCAGAGAAUGUGCUCCGUCAGUUACUCAGUCUCUCCAUGGGACCGACGUCACUGCUGUCUACUUUGCUUCAGAAGCAGGACUGGUUACCUGCAGGUUACUUAAUAUACGUAGUGGCUUCUGUUCUGAGCAACAUGAAAACAGAGCUCCGAGACGACAAAGCCAGUCUCCUGGAGCACCUUGUCAAUCAAUCUUUUGUGCCUUCUGUGAGGACCGUGGAUGAAAUUUGCCAGAUAGUGAUAGUGAUUACUAAAUUAACUCAGCAAAUCUCCGACUUCACCGGAGUUGCCGGGAAACAAGCUACGUUGAGGCUCUGGCAAACAAACCAAGCCCUUCAAGCAAACCGUCGUAAAUAUAAACACUUUAGCUCUCGGCAGAUAGAGAUAGUAAGCACGGGCAUCCUGACGAGUCUGUCUAACAUCCUCAAACUGAUUAAUCCCUACAAUGUGUUUGAAGACCCUUUCUUUAUAGUGGAAUCUCUAUCAGACACAAUAUUGGCCAGUAAGGUGCCAGGGGGCAAAACCACGGAUCUGAGCACUAGCAACUUUAAGAUGUAUGUGGAGAAAGUUGAGAAGUGGGAUGUUGCUCAGGCCUUCAGGAACGAGACACACUGCCAAAAUUGCUUCCAUGGGACCCUGAACGCAAGCAGGGUUUCCAGUCUACCUGUAAAGGCUCUGGUUUCUAUGAUGUUCUGUGAGUUCACAGUUGACCCCUUUCCCUGGUUAAGUUAUCCGGAAGACAGCUCUGCAGAGGUGGUUGGUUUCAGAAUGACAGGAGCCACCGACAACACUAGUGCCAUUGAGAUCGUGCCUGAUGUGGAAGUGCACCUGGUCAGAAAAGACUUGACCUUUGAGAGUUUUAAGCUCACAGUGGGACCGGGCAUUGAUGGCGCUGGCUUUUCAAAGAUGACUACAGGUGGGGUUAGCUUUGAGGUGGACAGCAGAGGAACUGGGGAGCUACUGGUCCACAUAGUCACAGAUGUGACGUUGUUGUUCAAGGUACUGAUAUAUGCAGGCAAUCUGAUUACCCCCACCAAUCUGGUGGCCACUUUCCUAGUGCCUCAUGACACCCCUCCCAGUGCCAACCAGGACAGACAGUUUGACCCAACCUGUACAGUCAAGGAGGCCCGUGUAGUUUGCCUAUCACAGUCCCUGCUUCAAGUCAUGGCUCAGCACAGCAACUCAUCCAAGUACAACAUAACCAUGGUCCUGCAGGCACCUCGAUUUGUCUUCCAGCCCACUAACAAACUAGUAAGAAUUGCUCUCUUCACGGCUCACUGUUUGGACAUGGACGGGAUCCAGAGUGAGUGGCGAGCAGGAACCUGCGUGCUGGGUGAGAAGACCACAUGGUACAAAGUCCACUGUGUCUGCAGGAACAUGAGGAGGAGCCGGAGGCAGCUGGGCUCGAUGGAGCUGGCACGUCUUCAACUGCAUAGCCACUUCGUGACCGCCAGAGUGAUCGUGAUUCCUAACGCUGUGGAUCUGCACCUAACGGUCAUCAAGAACAUUAACCAAAACCCUGUGACCCUCUUGGCUGUGUUGUUCAUCAUGCUCUUGUAUGUGGUUCUGGCCUUCUGGGCCUUGCAAAGGGAUGAGAUAGACUUGUAUCUUCGGGAUCAUGUGGUAAUUCUGCCUGAUAAUGAUCCUUAUGAUAACAUAUGCUACCUGGUUACCAUCUUCACUGGGAGUCGUUUGGGGUCUGGGACCAGGGCCAAUGUCUUUGUCCAGCUUAGUGGAACAAAGGGUACCAGCGAUGUGCAUUGUUUAAGCCAUCCAUAUUUUAAAAGUCUCUACCGAGGAAGUAUCAACACGUUCCUCCUGACAACACAGCAGGACUUGGGGAAUAUCCAGUCCAUCCGCAUGUGGCACGACAAUGAGGGGGAAGCACCUGACUGGUACCUAAGUCGGAUCAAAGUCGAAAAUCUCUUCAGCAGACACAUCUGGCUGUUCAUGUGCCGGAAGUGGUUCUCUGUUGACACCACUUUGGAAGCAACGUUUUUCGUCAUCGACCCCGAUGAGCCUCUGAAUAGAAGGGACUUCUUCCUGAUAGACCUGAGCCACAAGCUUGGGAAAAACCACAUGUGGUUCUCCAUCUUCACUGAUGUUGUUGUCAAAUCGUUCAACAGGCUCCAAAGACUGUCCUGCUGCUUGGCCACACUGCUGAGCUCUCUUCUUUGUAAUAUCAUGUUCUUCAAUCUGAACAGAAAAGAGCGAAUUGAGUCAAAAGAGGGACGUAUCAUCAGAUCGAUGAUGACAGGAAUUGAAAGUGUCUUAGUUACAAUCCCUGUGCAAUUAUUGAUAACCUUUUUCUUCAUCUACUCCCAAAAGAAGCCUCAAGCAAACCUAGAGGAGGUGAGACCUCAAAUGCACCCCCUGAUGUCAGAGGAAGGAGGAUACUGGAGAGAGUGUUUGGACAAGUGGCAUGAAUACGAAAUGGAAAGGGUUCACAUCCAGGAAGCUGCAAAGUCCAGGGAAAGGCAGAAAGUACCUAAGGCUUCCCUUAAGAGGAGCCUUAAAAGAACACAUCAGAGUAAGAAAACACAGGGUGAGGACCUGAAGACCCAGAAGUCCACUAGGAGCUCCAGUAACAAUAAUGUAGAAGACAGUGAAGACGAUGAAGAUAUUUCUUCAAAAGCCUCCUCUACCCAGCUGGACUCUGAGUCCAUUAAAAAAAAGCCCCGGUUGGUCCUGCCGUGGUGGUGUGUCUACAUAGCCUGGACUUUGGUGUUCAUCACUUCCGGCAUCUCGUCAUUCUUUAUUGUAUUUUACGGCCUGACUUACGGUUACGACAAGUCAGUAGAGUGGCUCUUAGCAUCGUUCUGUUCCUUCUGUCAGUCUGUGUUCCUUGUGCAGCCGUGCAAGAUUGUAUUGCUGUCAGGUGCCAGGACAAACAAGCUCAAGUACUGUAAAAACCUCUCGUGGUCAGGCAAGUACCAGUACACGGAGAUCAAGCUGUACCGGGCAAAGAUGUCAGCAGACAAGGUCCAGGAGCUCCAUCAGCACAUUGCUUCCCUCCAAGCCUCACGCAUGUACCAGCCCCUCACUGAAGACGAGAUCCAAAUACAUAAACGGAAGGGGAGGAUCAAGAGGAGGGCCCUGCUGUUCCUCAGCUACCUUCUGACGCACUUCACCUUCUUGGCCCUCCUCCUGCUCCUCAUCGCCCUGCUGCAUCACAACGACAGUUUCUACUACAACCAGUUCAUCCGCCAUCGAUUCUCGGUGGACCUCACCACCGUGAUGAAGCUGGGCGACAUCUACACGUGGCUCAACAGCGUGCUCCUGCCUCUGGUACACAACAACCUCAACCCGACAUUCCUUCCCGACAGCUCCUCGAAGAUCCUCGGCCUGCCACUCAUGAGGCAAGUGAGAGCCAAACCCAGUGAAAAACGGUGUCUGCCUGCCCAGAAGUUUGUGCAGAACAGAGUGGCGGGAGAAGUCCACUGUUAUCCAGAGUACGGCAUUGACCCAGAAGACACAGAACAUUAUUCCAGCUUUUGGAAUAAAGUCAGCAAGCGGCAUACAGAUAAGAAUGUCAGCGGGUUUACUUACAAGCCUCCAGAGAAGAAAUGGCCGUACUAUUCACAUGGAGUGUUAAAAACCUAUGGAUCUGGAGGCUAUGUGUUCCACUUCUUUCCUGAACAGCAGGCGUUUAAUUCCUCUCUGAGGCUCAAGGAACUCGAGGGACAGAAUUGGCUUGAUGAGAUGACGUGGGCUGUGAUUGUGGAGUUAACCACUCUGAAUCCAGAUGCCAGUCUGAUAUGUAGCAUUUCCAUUGUAUUUGAACUCUCUCCCCUGGGGACUGUCAACUCCAGCCUCUCGGUGUGCUCCUUCUCACUUGCUGAUUUCAAUAGAGAAACGUCAGCAGAAAUCUACCUGUAUGUGGCCAUCCUCAUAUUCUAUCUGGCCUACAUCGUCGACGAGGGCUACGUCAUCCUACAGGAGAGAGCCUCCUACCUGAGCAGUGGGUACAGCCUGUUCAACUUCACUCUGAAGUGCAUGUUUACUCUGCUGAUAGUGCUGUUCUUCAAGAAGCAUCUCCUGGCCAUCGGCAUGAUUCACCUCUAUCUGACAGACCCUCAAGCCUUCAUCCCCUUCCAUGCCAUUUCCCGGAUAGAUCACAUCAUGAGGACCGUCUUGGCUUUCCUGUUAUUUCUGACCAUUCUGAAGACACUGAGGUAUGCCAGAUUCUUUUACAACGUGCGUCUGGCUCAGAGGGCCAUCCAGGCUGCCCUUCCUGGCAUCUGCCACAUAGCCUUGGUGGUGUCCGUGUGCUCCUUUGUGUACAUGGCUUUUGGGUACCUGGUGUUUGGCCAGCAUGAAUGGCACUACAGCAACAUGAUUCACGCCACCCAGACCAUCUUCUCCUACUGCGUGUCUGCCUUUCAGAAUACGGAGUUUUCUAGCAACAGAGUCCUUGGCGUCUUAUUCCUGUCAUCUUUCCUGCUGGUGAUGAUCUGUAUCUUGAUCAACUUAUUUCAGGUUGUGAUCCUGGCUGCCUACGACGAGAUGAAGCAGCCUGUGUACGAGGAGCCUUCCGAUGAGGUGGAGGCAGUGACCUACCUGUGUGGCAAGCUCAGAGCUGGGUUUGACUUUCUGACCUCCCGAUCGAGGAACAAAGACCAGUCCAACUUCUUUGUCGACAUGCUAUAUGGGCAGCCGGAGAAGAACACCCGCCGGUACUUGGGGCUGAAGACCAGAAACAUCAACGGGAAGAAAAUGGUUUACCUUGUUGUCUAA
Messenger RNA from Nannospalax galili (Upper Galilee mountains blind mole rat), 6342 nucleotides. It is a transcript of the gene Pkdrej, whose product is annotated as polycystin family receptor for egg jelly. Gene Ontology annotation, biological process: detection of mechanical stimulus. Gene Ontology annotation, molecular function: calcium channel activity; protein binding. The record is from RefSeq and is a predicted model, not a curated record. The coding region runs from base 1 to 6342 and encodes 2113 amino acids. Lineage: Eukaryota; Metazoa; Chordata; Mammalia; Rodentia; Spalacidae. Gene Ontology annotation, cellular component: membrane. The transcript has a single exon.